Molecule: messenger RNA, 514 nt
Organism: Pseudomassariella vexata
Lineage: Eukaryota; Fungi; Ascomycota; Sordariomycetes; Amphisphaeriales; Pseudomassariaceae
Exons: 2
Coding region: 104-514 (136 amino acids)
Source: RefSeq, a predicted model, not a curated record
AUCUCUAUGAAAAGCAUUGAACAUUCUGGUAUCGAGGUCUUGGGUCAGCCGCGGUGAGGGUCGUGGCAGUACGGCUGAGCGCCCGCAAACGGAUCGAUAUAUUAUGCAGCCCCUCGUCCACAAAUGGUUACGUGAGCGACCACAGCUAUCUGUUGUUGAAGAAGCUCUGGAAUGCCAAACUGCAAUGGCAGUACUGUGGCAGGCUAUUAGCAUGUUGGGUAACGAUGGGGAAGGUGAAAUGGCCAUGCAUCGAGAUAUGAAACCACACGUUAACCAUUGUUUGGGGGCGGAUCAGGCACAGGAGUGCGCACGCUUCGGAAAGGUGUACCCAAAAUGUGGUGCUUUCUCAGAUGCCGAGGUGUUGCUGCGGCAGGUUCAGGACCAUGUGGUUUUCUCGCCUAGGUCGCGGCCACAACAUACGCGUUGCUUCAAAGAAGCCCGGGCUGGUUCGCUGUGGUAUCUGACAUGGUCCAACGACGCAGCUGAGCUGCUUCAUGAGGUGUACGACUCCUGA